CUUCAGAUGCAUCGACAGUCUGUCAGAAUAGGUGGUCUGAAAAUGUUGCAUGCAGUCAACUCGCUCGAAGCAAACGCAAUGCAGAUUUAGGUAGUUCGCUCAACUAGCCGUAACCUUUGCAACUAAUGUCAUAUGGAAAGUAGCGAGCGAUUUUGCCCUCGGGUUGCGUAACAUGCCGUGAAUGAACUUGGAGACGCGACAAAACUUAAUCAACAUUUACGUUAUUUAUAUUUGCAUAUUUUCUUUUGAUUGGGUAGUGUACAGGAGAAGUAGUUACGUAUGAGUCCAGCAGAUGAGCGAUCAGAGCGGGCUCAGACGGAGGUGUGUCCAUUUUGCGGCCGGCCUUUUAAGAGGCUCAAAUCCCACAUUGCUCAUUGCAAAAUGGCACCUGUUUCCAAGGAUACGCACACCUCCAAAACCUCCAAGCUGCCUGACAUCACUCCCCGAGAGCAGAGUGCUACUGUGAAAAAGAAGGAGAAGAAGAAAAAGGUGAUGGCAAAGCAGUCUGCACAGUCUGAUGCAAAUCUAGCUGAUAUCCAGUCAGGUCCAGCCCUUAAAACCAAAAACACAGACCCCAAAGAGAAGACUGUGGCAGUGAAGGUAAGCCAAAACAAAAAAACUUCAAAGACACUGGACUCCCAUGCUGUCAGUGCCAUGAAAGCCAAGAUACACAAAAACAUGGGACCAGAAAUGGUGCAGCCCAAGAGGGAACAGGAACCAGGAGGCAAGCAGCAGCAGCUUGUCAGAGGGACAGUGUUGGUGUCAUCCAAAUCAGGGAGAAAGAGCCCUGUCUCUGCUUUUCCAUCGAUGGAAGACCACAGUGUGGUCACAGUGGCUGAAGAAGGGCCAGUCCCUGCUGCCAGUAGAACGGCGCUCCCAGGAAGCAAAUGGUCACCUACCAAAGGACCCCUUAGCUGGAACCGUCCCAAAGACAAGGUGAAACAGAGCUCGGUGCAGUCUGUCCCGUCUCCGACAGGUGGCGCUGUGGCCCAGGCUUCACUGGGAGGCUCAAGGACAGCCCAAGUCAAAGCAGAGGAGAGACCAGAGGGAUCCUUACAGAACCGGCCCUGUACCAAAGUCAAUUUCUGGGAUGACUACAGCAGCUGGGCUAGUGUGAAAACCCCAGGGGAAGAUCGCCAGCGGCCCCAAAGGUCAGAAAAGGGCUACAGUGUGGAGCAUCCCUGGACCAAGACCAGCGUCUGGGACCACAUUAAAGAGGGAUGGUCCUGCCGGAGCCCUGGUCUUCUCCUCACCGCAGACCGCAGUGAAGGAGGGCUUAAGGGUAGCUUUGCACUUGCUCCUCAGAAUGCAAACCCUCAAGACCAAGUGCCAGUGGAAUCAGGGUAUCAUUUGGCUGCGGGGGUCAGUAGUGAGCGUUUGACAGAGAGUCAGACUCUCCAUGGGUUUCUGCAGCUCCCACCACAGGCUAAUGCCCACACCUCUCAAGAUUCACACAUGGAGUCAAGCAGAACCCUGGAAACCCCAUGUGAAAAGCAGCAACAGUCUGCAAGAUCAGAGGAGGGCUGCAGUGUGGGGCGUCUCUGGACCAAGACCAGCGUCUGGGACCACAUUAAAGAGGGAUGGUCCUGCCGGAGCCCUGGUCUUCUCCUCACCGCAGACCGCAGUGAAGGAGGGCUUAAGGGUAGCUUUGCACUUGCUCCUCAGAAUGCAAACCCUCAAGUGCCAGUGGAAUCAGGGCUCAUACCCAGGCCUCCGGGGACUCAGAUGUGGAGUUAA
Molecule: messenger RNA, 1737 nt
Organism: Megalops cyprinoides (Indo-Pacific tarpon)
Lineage: Eukaryota; Metazoa; Chordata; Actinopteri; Elopiformes; Megalopidae
Exons: 3
Coding region: 280-1737 (485 amino acids)
Source: RefSeq, a predicted model, not a curated record